AAUAUACGCUGAGAUUUAUUGUUUCCCAGAUUUGUCUCUUCAUUUCUUAACACUGAGAACCCUUGUAACUUCCUUUUGUAGUGGAUUUUUGCAUCUCUUGUCAGAUUCAUUGAAGAAUCCUAGGAUAUACGUGACAAAUGGAGGAUCAAAAGCCGACGAGUUUCACGUUUGAGAUAGAUAACUUAUCUGACAAGAAAGGUCUUAUCUCAUCACCAAAAUUUUUAUGCGGCAACUGCGAAUGGUUUGUUAACGUUUACCCCAAUGGAUAUCAAAUUGAUGAACGCUUGUCUCUGCACCUCCAGGUUGCAAACCCUGAAUCAUUGCCACUUGGAUGGAAAAAGCAAGCUAGCUAUUCCUUUGCUCUACUGAAUCAAUCAGGCAAAGAACUCUACAGAACACCUGAAUCGUGCAAAAUUUUCCGCGCUCAAUUCACAGGAUGGGGUAGCCCAAAGGCCUUCACUCUUCAAAAGCUUCAAGAUAUGGGUUUUUUGGAGAACAACAAACUGAUCUUAAAGGUUGACGUAAAAGUGAUUCAAGCUGUUAAGGAAGAAGCUGUAACUGGGAAGGACAUGUUAGAUGUCCGUGGUUUCAAAGUUCUUUAUUCUCAGUUGCCUUCAGUGAAUAGGCUUUUCAGAAAGCACCCGGACGUGGCAGUGAAUUUCAAACUAAAGAACCAGUCGGUGAAGACAACAUACAUGAAUCUCCUCCUUGGUCUCAUCGAGAAACUGGACAAGCCUUCACUUAGCUUUACCGAAAUUGAGCUAAGCAACGCUCAAAGCGAGUAGAUUGAUCUAUCAGAAGCUGGCUUCGAACUAGACUGGUUGAAGAAAAAGCUUGAUGAGAUUUCUUUGGAGAGGAAGAGAGGAGUUACUGAUGGUUCUCGAGUCCAAGAACUUGAGGAAAACAUCCAGAACCUCAGCCUUGAACUGGACAUGGAGAAGGUAAGGUAUGCUACUUGUGCUGCUAAAUUAUUGUCGUUGGAGCAGACAGUGUCCGAACUCAGGGUCGAGCUGAGCAAAGAGAAGGGAAAAUCUGAUUCUUCUGCUGCUGAAGUUUUGUUGUUGGAGCAGAUGGUGUCAGAUCUCAGAGUUGAGCUGAACAAGGAGAAUGACAAAUCUACUCCUCUUAAAGACUUGCCCGAGGGUGUUUCUCACUCUUGGGAAGUAUUAGAUUACGCCGAUCUCUGUACUAACGAAGGAGAAUGAAAACAGUCGUUUUUAUGUUUUCUCACUCACUCUUGGGAAGUAUUUGAGGGUUUUUUUAUAUGAUGUUUUAGCUGGAUGUUUUUGUUUUAAUCUAUUUGAUGUUUUGAAACU
Molecule: messenger RNA, 1316 nt
Organism: Raphanus sativus (radish)
Lineage: Eukaryota; Viridiplantae; Streptophyta; Magnoliopsida; Brassicales; Brassicaceae
Product: MATH domain and coiled-coil domain-containing protein At2g42470-like
Exons: 5
Coding region: 138-785 (215 amino acids)
Molecular function (GO): protein binding
Source: RefSeq, a predicted model, not a curated record